CUAUUUAACCCCGUUGUAGUCCCAUCUAUUCUCUUCCCCCCCCUUUCCUUUCUCUCUCAAUCUUUCCAGCUUUUUAUUUACCAAACACACUUCCCCUUUCACACCCAACUCUCUCUUCUCUUCUUGUCUUCUCUUCUUCUCUUCUCAACUCCAACCCAACCCACUUCAUUAAUCACUCCAAUUACGCCCACUUGUCCCACUUUGCCACAUUGCUACUACUCCUUUAAAUCCUCUCCCUGUUUCCUAAUGUAAUUCCCAAAUCACAAUCAUUUUGCUUCAGGUUCCAGUGACAUAUAAAGCUUAACCGCCUCCAAAUUCAGUUCUUUCCGUGCCUCCCACUGCCACCACCACCCUUGAUCUGCAUAUGGAAAACCAGUUCUUUCUAAAUGCUGGGGUGUCACCAACACCACACCCCCUUCACUUUGAGCCUUCACCACCUCCUUCUUCAAUGCCCUCUUGGCAAUCACUCACACCAACCAUGGGAAUUCAACCAACAGUUCUGAAUUGUGCCUCUGAGCAAACCCAAGAUUGCUUUUACAGCCCCAAUUGGGACAAGUCAACAGAUCAUGACCAUCGUCAUCACUUUGAUUCCUCAGCACUCAGUUCAAUGGCCUCAUCUCCUGCAGCAGCAGCAACAUCCAACCCUAACAUGUCCAAUGAGAAUUUCAUCAUCAGGGAAUUGGUGGGGAAAUUGGGAGCUAUUGGAAGCUCUGAUGAGAUCCCACAACACUCCCCUCACCCUUUGGUUGUGGCAUCUUCUUACAUGAAUAAUGGAAAUAGCAGCACCAACACUUCAUGCUACACCACUCCUUUGAGUUCCCCACCAAAGGGGAACAUUGUCCACAGUUUGGUGAAUGAGAAGUUGGCAAAUUUGGGAGGCAAGUCAAUGGCUUUGAAUUCCAGUGUAGCCGAAUUCUCAGCUGAUCCUGGCUUUGCUGAGAGGGCUGCAAAGUUUUCUUGCUUUGGCAGCAGGAGUUUCAAUGAUAGGAGUGCCCAAUUCGGGGUGAACAAUGGUGAAUUGGCUCAGAGAUCUGCACCAGUAAUGGAACACGGCAAGUUACCAAGAGUCUCAAGUAGUCCAUUGCUGAAAACACUUGGAUCUCAAAUUGGUACCCCGGAGAACAAGAAUUCUGCAUUUCAGGAGCAGGACAAAAUGGAAGUGACCAAUUCUCAAGAGGAAUCUACAAUUUCUGAGCAAACCCCAAAUGGAGAAACUGGGGGGAAAACUUCUCAAGAUAUGAAUUCCAGGAAAAGAAAAGCUUCUUCCAAAGGAAAAGCCAAAGAAACUUCAAACUCUACUAAUCCCACUAAGGGUGUUGAAGCUAGUGAUGAUUCAAAUUCAAAGCGCUGCAAGACAAAUGAGGGUGAAGGAAAUGAAAACGGGACAGUGAAAGUUGAGGAAGAGUCUAGAGCAGUGGAUGAGAAACAAAAGAAAAGUAACUCAAAACCUCCUGAGCCUCCAAAAGAUUACAUUCAUGUAAGAGCAAGAAGAGGCCAAGCCACUGACAGCCAUAGUCUUGCAGAACGUGUACGGAGAGAGAAAAUCAGUGAGAGGAUGAAGCUGCUCCAAGAUCUUGUACCAGGUUGCAACAAGGUCACUGGCAAGGCACUUAUGCUAGAUGAAAUUAUAAAUUAUGUUCAGUCAUUGCAACGACAAGUUGAGUUCCUGUCUAUGAAGUUGGCUUCUGUUAACACAAGGAUGGAUCUUAGUAUUGAGAGUCUUACUUCAAAAGAUGUAUUUCAAUCAAAUAAUUCUUUGGCAACACACCCAAAUCCAAUAUUCCCAUUAGAUUCCUCAGCACAAGCCUUUUAUGGACACCAGCCUCAGCAAAAUCCAUUUAUCCAUAAUAACACACCUAACAGAACGGUGUCCCACUGCUCAGUGGACCCAUUAGAUACUUCUUUGUGCCAAAAUCUUGGCAUGCUGUUACCUCCCCUAAAUGGGUUUAAUGAAGGUGGCUCUCAGUUUCCAUUAACAUUCUGUGAAGAUGACCUCCACACAAUUGUUCAGAUGGGGUUUGGCCAAACUGCUAACAGGAAAACAUCAAUACAAUCCCCGAGUUUCAACGGUUCAAAUAAUGCACCACAGAUGAAAGUUGAGCUUUGAUCAGUGAGGACUCACCUUUCAUUACGCCUGAAUUGAAGCCCAGAAGAUUAGGAAGACUGCUGUAUACAACAACAAAAGAUUUAAUUCAACAACCCAUGAAUUAUUAUUAAGCCAUUAUUACUAGAUCUAUUCAAUAGAACCCUUUUUUGUCUUUUUAUUUUCUCAAAUUUUUACCCACCCUUCUUCCUUUCUAUGAUUUCAGUUUCUUGUCUUCUGGGGCAGGUCUUUCUCAAUUUUUUACAUACAAUUUAUUCACUGUAAAAUCUUAGGACCGAUUCUGUAUUCCAUGGUGCAAAUUCUUAUUACUAUUGUGGCACCAACUGUAAGAUAUAUCGCUAAUUAAACAAAGAUUUUCUACCAGC
Cajanus cajan (pigeon pea) is the source of this 2469-nucleotide messenger RNA. RefSeq names its product transcription factor bHLH62. Gene Ontology annotation, cellular component: nucleus. The record is from RefSeq and is a predicted model, not a curated record. Gene Ontology annotation, molecular function: DNA-binding transcription factor activity; protein dimerization activity. Lineage: Eukaryota; Viridiplantae; Streptophyta; Magnoliopsida; Fabales; Fabaceae. Gene Ontology annotation, biological process: regulation of DNA-templated transcription.